UUAGUUGUUAGUUGAUUAAUUUAUAAAAUCGUCUCGGAAAGAUUAAGUGUUGACAAAAUUGCAAGUAACAAAGAUGGAACACAGUAACGUACAUAAUUGUGCUGCCAGAGUGAAAGAGGAGCCUAGCGAUGAACCGCUGAGUGAGAAUGCGAGGAAAAUGAUUGACGAGAAACCAGAUCUGAAAAACUUCCAACUCUUAUCAUUUCCGCCAGAAAAUUCACAGCCCAAAACCCCUCGAAAAUGGUACGUAAAUCAUAAAAGUGAACUUAAUAACGAAUUGGAAAUUGUUGCUGAAUGCGAAGACGUCAAGCCGAACAUGAAUUUAAAAGCAGUUCAUAAGAUUAACUACGAUUCGCCAAAUUUCUUGCGUAAUGUAAAAGACGACAAUGGUUAUAAAAGUCAGAACGCGAUUAAAAUAGAACCCGUGACAAAAGUGAAACAGGAAUUCUUCGGUGAUGUAGCGGAAGAAUCAAAUAUGAAUUUCGACUGUGAAGUUAUCGAAAAAAAUAAAAAAAAUAGAAUUACUAAAAAGCUUAAUAAUGAAAAUAAUCUAAAAACUCGCAAUGGGUCAACGAACAAUCGUACAAUCUAUGCCUGUGAAAUUUGUAAAAAGAAUUUCUCAACUAAGGGCAGUCUGAGUAGGCAUGUCAAAUCGUUACAUCAUCGUAUCACCCACUCAUGUGAUACACGCGGCAAUACAUUUUCACUAAGAUCCAAUCUUAAGGUUCACAUCGACGCAGUGCACAAUGGUCUCAAGCAUACAGGCGAUAAAUGCAGAAAGUCAUCUUUACAAAGAUCCAAACUUAGAACCCACAUCGAUUCGGUUUUCGAAGCGACGGAAUGCAAAACCAUCGAUGAGCUCGAAAGAACCGUCAUCAAGAACGUCGGCCGGAUUUUGCGAUCCGAAGAGCUUUGCUAUUUGAACGAGAUGUUGACCGUAAGGUUCAAACUCUCCGCUCGUUACAUCGCCGAUUCGGACAACGAGCGUCACUGCAAGAGAAUCGACAUCUUCACGAGGAUCCUCAAACUGCAUGAUUCGAAGAGGUGCAUCGUCUUGGACGACGCGCACAACAUGGACCCGAUGUCUUGGGAAUUUUUGAAGCGAGCCAUGAACGACAAAAACAUCGUACUCGUAAUGGCGAUACUCGUUCCGAAGCGCUCGAACGACGUGUCUCAAAUCGAAUUGGCUCCUUACAAUGACGAGCGACUGUUCAGGCAUCGCUUGGAGGAGUUGGAAACGCGAUACCUGCCUGCGUUGGUCUGUCAAUUUAUGAACGUGCACGGAUUUUCUCAAGAAUUAUACAAGUAA
Molecule: messenger RNA, 1309 nt
Organism: Trichogramma pretiosum
Lineage: Eukaryota; Metazoa; Arthropoda; Insecta; Hymenoptera; Trichogrammatidae
Exons: 5
Coding region: 74-1309 (411 amino acids)
Biological process (GO): regulation of DNA-templated transcription
Molecular function (GO): DNA-binding transcription factor activity, RNA polymerase II-specific; RNA polymerase II cis-regulatory region sequence-specific DNA binding
Source: RefSeq, a predicted model, not a curated record